This is a messenger RNA of Aspergillus steynii IBT 23096, 1353 nucleotides long. Its product is annotated as GPI anchored serine-threonine rich protein. The record is from RefSeq and is a predicted model, not a curated record. NCBI's taxonomy places the organism in Eukaryota, Fungi, Ascomycota, Eurotiomycetes, Eurotiales, Aspergillaceae. The coding region runs from base 354 to 1133 and encodes 259 amino acids. The transcript is spliced from 2 exons.
GGACGGUGUAUGAGGCAAUAAUCUCCCCUUUCGAAGGGGGGCAAUUCGCGAGAAGGCUUAGCCUGCUGUUACACUCCAGUGCAACUCGCCUUUAAAAGCUGAUCCUUUUUCUUUGCCCCCUUCGCCCCCCUUCCUUCCCUUUUCUUCUCUUUUCUUUUUACUCUUCCUCUUCGAUUGAUACCCAUCCAUCCCCGUCGCUCUUUUCCCACGGUAGUCACUCUUUUCAUCCUACCCAUCCAACUCAGUCAUUCAUUCUUUACUUGCAUUCUCCGGAAUCCACUCAGUUAUUCUCCUCGUCAGUCUUCGUCUCAGUCAGAAGGAAGAACAAAACCAAAAAUCGGAAAUCAUACACAAUGCGUUUCUCCAUCGCCGCUGUCUUCUCGGCCGUUGCCGCUCUGGUGUCUGCUCACACCGACCCCGACUACAACCAGAGCCCUACUGGCAAUGCCAUCUACACUCCCGGCCUGAACCAGCAGGUUGAGGCUGGCAAGCCCUUCGUCAUCACUUGGGACCCUACCACCGAGGGACCUGUCUCCCUGGUUCUUCUGCGUGGCCCCAGCAACAACGUGGUCCCCAUCGACACUAUCGCUGAGCAGGUCCCCAACUCGGGCAGCUUCACCUGGACCCCCAGCACCUCGCUGGAGGACGACGUCACCCACUACGGUCUCAUGAUCAUCGUCGAGGGUACCGGCCAGUACCAGUACUCCACUCAGUUCGGUGUCACCAACCCUAGCUACGGUUCUUCCUCUUCCUCCUCUACUACUGCUAAGGCUGCUCCCACCACUGCUCCUGCCGCUGUUACGACCCACGGUGCCUUCUCCACCAGGUACGAGACCUACGAAGUUACUACGACCAUCUGCCCCGAGAGCGCUGCCCACCCUACCGGCAAGGCCCCUGCUUCCAGCAUCCCUCUGAUCGGUACCGGCCGUGUCUCCGUCCCCGCCGUUUCUCCCAGCCAGACUCCUGUCCGUCCCGGCCAGCCCAAGGCCUCCACCCUGGCCAGCUCGGCCGUGCCCUCCGGCACUCCUUCCUCGACUGGUCCCUCGACGCCCGUCUUCACCGGUGCUGCCGGCCGCAACGUCGUUGGAUUCGGUGCCGUUGCUGCCGGUGUUCUGGCUGUGCUUGCUUUCUAAAUCUCUUGAGAUCUUUUGUGCAUUCAUUUCUAUCGCUUUCCAGAAUCAGUGUGAAGCGUAAUGUUUCUUUUUCUAGGCAUGUAUUUCACACAUUUUAAUAGUAUGAUAGCAUAGCUCGGAACCCAAAGCUUUUCUCAACAUUCACCCGCGCUGUUCUAAGUACCUCUCCAUGACCUGAAACUGAGUCUGUGUCAGUAGGUAGUACAAGGGGUAGUUGUUG